AUGUGCACCUUACCGAACCAAAUUUUCGAGGCGAAUGCCGGGUUCUCUCGUGAGCUCACUCUGAACAAGGCUAAUCGACAGACGCAUGAAAAAGAGGUGUCUUGGGGUGUAGACACCAACGUCACCGUUAAUCCAAUGCAUAUUUGUGAAGUGGAGAUCUCAGUGGUGGAAGAAAAAUUGGCCUGUCGUUUUACCAUGACUACUCGAGUGCAUGGGCGUCUGAGAGCCUAUUUCACCGAUCGUACCAAGGAUAAUGCCUUCCUCAAAUAUCUGGAAGGAGACAUCGGCACAAUUGUAGAGAGAGCACUAAAGGAAUACAAGUCAGCUAACCGAAACGAAGUGAGAGGUGUUCGGACUCUCCCACAUCCGAGCGGCAUCAAUCAACGAAUAGUAAUUUUUGAAACCCGUGGGAAAUCAUUUUUCCGAUUUGGUGUAAAACAGGUAGUCGAGGUCAGGCAAACUCCAAUACCAAAGGCUAGCUACAAUUGCCGGCAAUGA
Messenger RNA from Protopolystoma xenopodis, 498 nucleotides. NCBI's taxonomy places the organism in Eukaryota, Metazoa, Platyhelminthes, Monogenea, Polystomatidea, Polystomatidae. The record is from the annotation of a GenBank genome assembly.